AUGUUCAAACUUGAAGGACCUGCACUCGCGGGGAAUAAAGUUGGAGUUAUAUCUUCGAAAAAUAUUGGUUCAACAGCAGAAAUUUCAACUUUAAGGAAUUUUUUGGUUGGUGAUAUAGUGGCGUUCACCGAAGCUCGAAUUGCAAACGGUAAAAAUGAAACUUUAUCAACUUUGAAAAAAAUAUCAAAUCUUGAUAUAGCUGGUGAUGAUAGAGCAUUAUUGAUAAUCAAUGAUUCAACAAAUGCAAAACCCUUAGUAGACUUUAAUGUCUACGAAUCAAAAAUUUUAAGAUCGAGACAAGGUCCGAUCGAUUCAUUUCUUCAAAAAAAUAUCAGCACAACUGAUAUAGCAACAAAAACCGAACCAACUCAAACACAACAACAACAACAACAACAACAACAACAACAACAACAACAACAACAACAACAACUACCACAACAACAACAACAACAACAACAACAACAACUACCACAACAACAACCACAACAACAACUACCACAACAACAACAACAACAACAACAACAACAACUACCACAACAACAACCACAACAACAACCACAACAACAACCACAACAACAACAACAACCACAACAACAAUCACAACAACAACCACAACAACAGAUAACAGAACCACAACCAAAAAAACAAAAAACUCAGCUGUUAUUACCAGGCAUGCAGAGCACAACUGCAUUAACAACUAUUAAUGCAAAUGUUAAAGUCAAAAGAGUGACCAAGCGUAAAGUUAAGAAGGUUGCUAAAGGUCCUCUUGAUAACUUUUUCCAAAUUAGUGUCAACAAGGAAAUAAAUAACAACGUAGGUGAAAUUCCAACUUUAACUUCACCACAACAACCAUCAUUAAUUUCUUUAGAAAAUCCACAACAACAAUCAUUAAAUUCUUUGAAAAAUCAACAACAACAAUCAUUGACUUCAGUUACAGACCCACAGCAACAGCAAUCAUUAAAUUCUUCCGAAAAUCAACAAGGACCAGCAAUCUCAUCAGAACACCCAACAAUUUCAUUGGGCAAUAAUGAUGCCUCCUUAGUUCCAACUUCUGAAUCUCCUGAUACAAUAAUUAAUACAGAUCCAAUAGCCACAUCAACAUCGACUUCAUCCGAAUCAAAAGAAUUACCAACCUUAGCAUUAAAACCAAAAAGAAAAAUUUGGAAAAAAGAAGAAUUAUUGGAAGAAUUUUCUAAAAAAUUUCCCAAUGCUAUUAUGGAUGAAAAAUCAUUACAAUCAGCAUUAUCUGAUUCAUCUCCAAAUGAUAAUGUUGAAUUUCCCAAUUCACAUCCUAAUGCUGGUUCACCAGUUCCUAAUAAAUCAUUAAAAUUUGAUGCUUCAGUUUUAGAAUUUCUUUCUUCAGAUGAAGCUUAUGAAAAAGGUUAUAACAUGAUUGAUAUCACUAAAUUUAUUAGUAGAACACUGGUUCAGUUAAUUCAAAUACAUGAUCAGAUUGUGUUAUUUGUUGUUUCGUAUGCUCCAAAUAAGGAUAAAUGGAUUAGAGAUUCUCAGGAAUAUUAUGCUGAUUUGAAGAAGUUUUUGUGGUUUUUUAAUUUUGAAAAAAUUUUUAUGGGUGACCUAAAUGUAAUUCAAGAACCAACCUACUCACAAAUCUUUAAUUAUGCACUUACAAAACAUGAGUUAGAAUCAAUUGAAGCUAUAAAAAGAAUUCAUGCUGAAAAUAAUUUGUGCAAUACAAUCAAAUCAUUAUGUGCAUCUGCUAUAAUAUUUACUAAUCAUCAUAAGUUAAAUUGUCGUUUGAUUGAUGCAUUAGAUGUUUCAUUUAAUAGAUUAUCAGGUUUAAUUAGUUUAGAAAUUAGUUUCAAGUACAAAAACUCAACACAUGGUUUAAUCACAGCAGAAAUAAAUUUUGGUGAAUUUGAAGAAAGAGGUGAAUUGGAUGAUAUAAGAGCAAGAAAUGAAGAUAGAAUCAACCAACUAAUCAUACCUUAUUCUACAAAUUGUGCUUGCGAGCACUUUUUUGGUAGAGAAAUUGGAUCUAUAUCUACAGAAAUUAGAAGCCACGGUUUACCUAUUGCCGAAUCAAUCCCUCAAAAUAUUUUAAAUAUGCAAAGUGUUCCACAUAGGUUUGAGUUAUGUAAACCUUCAAACGAAUAUUAUGCCAUUUAUAAAGUAGGUAUUUUAAAUGGUGAUGCAACGCUAAAUUUGAUCGAUGGUGUCAAAUAUGAUGAAAUAAUUGAAAUUAUUAAAAUUGUUGAUACAAAUGAAAUAAAGGCUUUGAACAUAACUACGAUUAAUGCCAGUUAUGCCUCUGGUAUAUCUGAAGUUUGUAAAUUAAGUCCAAAAAGAGUGGUAUUUGAAUAUGAAGCUCUUUUCAGGGGAGCUUAUGUAUCAGAUUUAAUGGCUUAUAAGCUAUUAUUGAAAAAGGAUUUACAAAAUUUGUUUGGUAUUUUACCUAGGGUCUCGAGACCAGCAUUCCAAGAUCCAACUAGACUUUUAGGUGCUACACCCAAAAUUGAAUUGUUGAAAGAUGAGUUGAAAAUUAAGAACGAAAAAUCAACGGUUGUGGUUGACCUUCAAAAAGGAAUGGUAAAACUCAAAUCAUUAAUUAUUGCAAUUGGCUUAACCCAAACGGAAAACGCAAAAAUUCAGAGAUCAGAUGCUAAAACAAAUAUCUACAACUUUUUCAAAGACACCAUAGCCAUGUGGGUUCCGCUAGAAAAUAGCUUGGCUGUAGCUAGAGUUCCAUUUACUAGAAGUCAAAAUGAAAUUAAUAAUGCAAUAAAUAGUUUAUAUCCAUUAUUUGAACCAAACUUAAAAGAAUUGGCAAUAAGCAUUAUUCAAAAUUAUGAAAGUCGUCCAUUAAAUAACACCGUUUUGCAAAAUUUUAUCUACUCCCAAGGUGUUUUGUUUUACAAAGUUGAAUUAGAUGGCAAAAUUACUUAUAUUGCAAGAGACAAGAAUGACCUCAUUAGAGCAAGAGAAAUAUUUAUUUUACAUUAUGGUGAAAAUUACAAGGAUCCCUAUACUGCAUUCGUGUGGGUAAAAUCUCAGCAAACUGGUGUUAGACAUCAAGUAUACCAUUAUCACGAUCCCGAUCAUUUCAAAACUGAAACACCAUUUUCAUUAAUGCAUGAAGUCCUUCAAUUUGCAAUUGAAAAAAAUGAAAUUGAUAAAAUAUGGCCAAUUUUCAAUCCGCUUAUCUGGGAGGAACCAGUAAUUCAGGAAUUAAUGAGGGAAAUUGACUAUAAUGAGCCUUCAAAAACUCCAAAUCCAAUUUCCAGAUUACCUGCUGGUUAUGGUGGUUUUAAUUAUAUUUCAAUUGGUGGAAUUUUGAGAUCCAUUGAUGGUGAAUAUUUUUCAAUUGCAGGCUCUCUUAAUGUUGUUGAAUAUUUAGAUGAUAGACAAAGGUCAGAAAUUUCUGUUGAAGAAGGUCAAAUUAAAGAAGAAGGUACUCGUCAUUGGCUAUGCGAUUUGAAAAAAAUGAGGGAAAUCGGUGAAAGAUUUAGAAUUUCCAAUGAAUCUGUGUAUCCCGCUCUUGCAGAAAAAUCAGUAUUUUUGACGUUUUUGGUUAAAAAACGUGUCAUUAAAUUAAGGGAAAUUGAUGAUGUUGCUAUAAGAUCUCAAAUUGAAACUGCUUUAAGGGAUGAUUAA
This is a messenger RNA of Lodderomyces pseudojiufengensis, 3615 nucleotides long. RefSeq lists its product as uncharacterized. Lineage: Eukaryota; Fungi; Ascomycota; Pichiomycetes; Serinales; Debaryomycetaceae. The transcript has a single exon. Bases 1 to 3615 code for a protein of 1204 amino acids. The record is from RefSeq and is a predicted model, not a curated record.